Molecule: messenger RNA, 2605 nt
Organism: Spinacia oleracea (spinach)
Lineage: Eukaryota; Viridiplantae; Streptophyta; Magnoliopsida; Caryophyllales; Amaranthaceae
Product: phosphatidylinositol/phosphatidylcholine transfer protein SFH6
Exons: 15
Coding region: 444-2357 (637 amino acids)
Source: RefSeq, a predicted model, not a curated record
AAUUACUUCUACUUCGCCUUUCUCCCUUUUCUCUCUCCGACCUUUCUCCCCCCCUCCAAAAUAUCGCCGCCGAAUUCGGGAGAAUUUUACAAGUCAUUUUUAUUUUAUUUACCACCAAAUUCGGGAGGAUUUUGAUUCAUAAUAUAAUCACAAAAUCUGUUGACUGCAUCCUUUAACACAACAAAAUCAUCAUCCCCAAUUUUAUCAUCGUAAUUUUUUUUGUUAUUAAUUUUUGGAAAAAUCAGUUCCCUGAAAAUUUGGAAUCUUUCAAUUUUAUCGCGAAUUUUCUCUCUCCUCCUUAAAUUAGCAAAUUAGCACCGACAAUUCAGGUCACUUGAUAAUUCUCUCCCUUUUUCUGUGAUCUGGGUUUUGAGCUUUUUUUCUUCGGAGGAUUCGGUGAUGCUUGUUUGCUCGUAAAAAAUUCGAUCGGAAAUUUCUAAGAAAUGUCGGGACCCCUUGAUCGAUUUGCUCGGCCUUGUUUUGAGGGAUUAUCCGGAAAUGAUGAGAGACAUGAAAGAAGUGAUAGAAGUGAGAGAAGAGAAAGAAAAUCUGAUUUUGAGAAUUCAGAAGAUGAGAGGAGGUCAAGAAAUUGGUCUUUGAAGAAGAAAGCAAUAAAUGCAUCAACCAAAUUAAAACAUUCUCUUAAGAAAAAGAGUAGCAGAAGAAAAAGUGAUGGACGUGUCAGUUCGGUUUCAAUAGAAGAUAUCCGUGAUGUAGAAGAGUUACGGGCUGUUGAUUCAUUUAGACAAGCAUUGAUAUUGGAUGAACUUUUACCUGAUAAACACGACGAUUAUCAUAUGAUGUUGAGGUUCCUUAAAGCAAGAAAGUUUGAUAUUGAAAAAGCAAAAUGCAUGUGGGCUGAUAUGAUUCAGUGGAGGAAAGAGUUUGGUGUUGAUACUCUUGUGCAGGAAUUUGAUUUUAAAGAGAUAGAUGAAGUCUUGAAUUAUUAUCCCCAUGGAUAUCAUGGUGUGGACAAAGAAGGUAGACCUAUUUACAUUGAAAGGUUAGGAAAAGUUGAUCCAAACAAACUUAUGCAAGUAACUACGAUGGACCGUUAUAUAAAAUAUCAUGUUCGUGAAUUUGAGAAAGCCUUUGCAAUUAAGUUUCCGGCGUGCACCAUUGCUGCAAAACGGCAUAUAGAUUCAAGCACUACAAUCUUAGAUGUUCAGGGCGUGGGUUUGAAAAACUUCACCAAGUCUGCCAGGGAACUUAUUACACGACUGCAGAAGAUUGACGGUGACAAUUACCCCGAGACCCUUUACCAGAUGUUCAUUGUUAAUGCUGGUCCGGGAUUUAGGCUUCUAUGGAGCACUGUAAAGUCUUUCAUUGAUCCAAAAACCACAUCCAAAAUUCAUGUUCUUGGAAACAAGUUCCAGAGUAAAAUACUGGAAGUAAUUGAUGCCAGUGAGUUACCGGAGUUUCUUGGAGGGACUUGCACUUGUGCAGAGCAAGGGGGGUGUUUGCUCUCUGAUAAGGGUCCUUGGAGAACUCCUGAGAUAUUAAAGAUGGUUCUUAAUGGUGAGCCUCGGCGUGCAAGGCAAGUGGUCAAAGUCUUGAACAGUGAUGGAAAGGUUCUUGCUUAUGCUAAGCCUCAGUUUCCAACGUUGAAAGGAAGCGAUACAUCUACUGCUGAGUCGGGAUCUGAAGCUGAGGAUAUUGCUUCACCUAAGGCGGCAAUGAAUUAUUCACAGUUGAGGUUGACUCCUGUUCGCGAAGAGGUCAAGGUAACUGGAAAAACAGCCUUUGCUGGUAGCUAUUCAGGCUAUGAUGAAUAUGUACCUAUGGUAGACAAGCCCGUUGAUGCUGGGUGGAAGAAGCAGUCAUCCAUUCAGAGAUCUUUCUCUUCUAAAGCGACACCCCCACUGCCGUAUACAAAGAAGACUCCAAAUGGAAUUACAGAUCGUGUGAUGAUGAUUAUUGUUGCUUUUUUCACGGCGUUGCUCACAAUUUUCCGCUCAUUGGCAGGCGGUGUGACUAAAAAGUUACAUGAUGCAUCUCCUAGUAAGGAGCUUAAUAUCAUUGAUCUAACUUUAGAUGCAGUUCCACAGGAAUCUCGCCCCCCUUCUCCUCCCCCAGCAUUCACUGAAGCUGAUCAGCUGUCUAAUGUACUAAAGAGGCUAGGUGAGCUUGAGGAGAAAGUUGAUACACUUCAAUCAAAGCCUUCUGAAAUGCCAUAUGAGAAAGAAGAAUUGCUGAAUGCUGCUGUAUGUCGUGUGGAUGCGUUGGAGGCAGAGUUAAUUGCAACCAAAAAGGCUCUUCACGAAGCUUUGAUGAGGCAAGAGGAGCUGCUUGCGUAUAUUGAUCGUCAAGAAGCAGUCAAGUUUCAGCAGAAGAAGAAAAAGAUGUUUUGCUGGUAAGCUGAUCGAUUGAAAGCAGAAGAAACGGGAACUUUGAAGAUAACGAGAGCUGAGGCAUUUCCUUUUCUUAAUUGUAUCUUUUCUAUUUGUAAAACUAUAUCUACGAGUACUUCAUAUUUGACAACAAAAAAAACUACUGCCCACAAUGAUGUAAAGAGAUGCAGAAAAUAUGUGUAUGUUGAAUUUUACGACCCCCAGUUUCAAAUUAAUGGAGGGUGGAAGAAAAGUUACAUAACAUUUUCUGAAAA